This is a messenger RNA of Aspergillus homomorphus CBS 101889, 1475 nucleotides long. Its product is annotated as terpenoid synthase. The transcript is spliced from 4 exons. Bases 268 to 1422 code for a protein of 384 amino acids. The record is from RefSeq and is a predicted model, not a curated record. Lineage: Eukaryota; Fungi; Ascomycota; Eurotiomycetes; Eurotiales; Aspergillaceae.
CGUGUAUGGCGCUACCUCAGAAUAGUAGCUCGUCUUGUAUAUCGUCAGCCAACCACUAAAUGAGUGCCGGCGAUAUGAGCCUGAGCUGCAGAAAUGCAAGCCACCACGAAGCGACAGGUCCGUUACCCCGUGGUCGGCUUCGCCGUGUAAGGCUUCAAAUGCCUAUAUAGUGCCGGUCAGUGCCCUCUCUUAAGAGCUGGCAGAAGGAAAUCAUAAAGAGGGCGCGACUUACAUUAUUGUUUGAUACCAUCUCUUUGUAUCGGCACAAUGACUCCUCAACCACUGCGACCUAUUUCUUAUCGAAAUGACCCUUUGCGCAGAGUCAAUGACGCUGCGCCAAAGUGCAUCGAGUAUGAUUUUCUUUCCGCCGGCAGCACCGAGGAAGGCCGCCUGAGAUCAAACUCUAUUACACUCGAUCCGAUCGCCUUGAAUCUUCCUUGGAGAAGCUGUUUCCCGGCAGCUCGACAGUGCAGGUUCUGGAGCGAGGCAGAGAAUGCUGGAAAAGCGCUGUUGUGCCAAAUUAAGCAAACCAAAUCUGCAAUAGGCGCUAAAAAAGGCUUGUCCGACAGCGAUGCACAAAGGGCAGAGGUGGAAUUAUCGAGUAAGGAGUUGGAGCGGAUCGUGAAUGCGUCAAGUGCGGCUGUAUACAUGAAUCCCAACUGCACCGUCGAGGAGAUUGAGAUCAUCUCGCAGCUCAACUUAAUACUAUGGAUUCACGAUGAUAUUCUCGAGUCGUCAGACAUGCCACACGAAAGUGCAACAAUCAUUGAGAAGGUUACAGCAAGCUGGGCCGAUAUCUUGGCUCAUCCGAAAAGCUAUGCUGCAGGUUCUGGUGAUGUAUUCGUCAACAUGGCUCAACAUAUCAUCAGCACCAAUGACCAAGGUGAAGGGCUCAUCCGGGGGUAUCUGACAUGGAUGGCUUUCAUGCGGUCGAAAAUGCGAGACCAGUUCAUCUCCCUCAGAGAUUACCUCGACUUUCGUGCAGUAGAUAUUGGACGCGACUACAUCUUGGCCGCGGUAAAAUUCGGCAACAAUGUUCAAUUGUCACCGUCCGAGGAACAACCAUUAGCCACAAUGAUUCAACUGGCCAUGGACCAUAUCAUCAUGACCAACGACCUAUUUUCUUACGACAAGGAAUGUCGUGACUCCGAGACCUGCGCGAACGCGGUCCGCUAUCUGGAGCAAGUGCUGGCAAUUGACGCUGGCUCGGCCAAGAGUGUUCUGUACGGCCUUCUCACCCGCACAGAAAGUCGAUUACACUCAGAGCUGGAAAGCCUGCGCAGCUCCGGCACAUUGAGUGAGCCUCAACUUCAGUAUGUACAAGGCGUGAUAGAAGCAGCAGCGGGUAAUUUGGCAUUCUCAAUCACCACCCGAAGGUAUAGCUCGAAGGAAACUGGUCAGCUUGGCGAGGUGAAAGGCUGAACGUGGAAGGAUAGAUUAUAGUUGUUUGUCCAUUGGGAUACUAUGCCAACCUU